This is a messenger RNA of Nothobranchius furzeri (turquoise killifish), 2622 nucleotides long. Its product is annotated as N-acetyllactosaminide beta-1,3-N-acetylglucosaminyltransferase 2. Gene Ontology annotation, molecular function: UDP-glycosyltransferase activity; hexosyltransferase activity. Gene Ontology annotation, cellular component: Golgi membrane. NCBI's taxonomy places the organism in Eukaryota, Metazoa, Chordata, Actinopteri, Cyprinodontiformes, Nothobranchiidae. The record is from RefSeq and is a predicted model, not a curated record.
AGAGCAAAAGGAACGUGUUUGUCUUUAUGCAUCAGCACUUUUCACCAACAUCUUAUCACCAUCACGUUUUACCAGAUAGUUGACCCUGCUUGCAGCUUUCUGUCGGUCAGAGGGCGGAUCCACUGUGCACAGCGAUGGUGCUGAAGCAAGCCUGGGACCACAGUGAACUCACCGGUUGGCUUAAUCUCUGCUCCACCUACCUGACUCUCUGCAUUCACACCUAGGCAGAGACACCAGGCUCAUUCACCAUGAACAGCUCUGUGGCGAGUGAACAGCUGCCGAGAAUUCAGUGAAUCAGGAAAAGUCCGUUGAAGUCAGCUGAAUGGCGAGACGCUGCUGCCGCUUGCGUCGUCUGCUGAUCUGCUUGUGUACGCCGUUCUUCUUGGUGAUCUCUCUGUACAUCUUUCUCGCUGUCAAGAUAACCAUGGACAUGCAGAGCAUGAGCACUCAACAGGCGGUCGUCCACCCAACCCAGGAAAAGCCUUUUUUUGUGGCAACUGGUAUUUUAAACACUGACAGAAAUCACUUAGUCCCCAAAAGUUUCUGGGGUGAAAACCUGCAAAUGAACGGCCUUUGGAACAAGCUCCAGCAAUGCGCUGACAACCAUUUCAACGGCAUUCUCUACCCCAAAAAAGCCAAGGAUGUAUCAAAAAGGGAAAUAUUUGAUGAUAACUUAUUGGAGCAAACUUUCACUCACAUAAUUAGCAGGGAAAAAAGGAACAACUCUGAGAAGCUACCAGAUGAGAUGCAGGAUUUUAUAAAUAACAUGCUAAAGAGGGACUAUCCGAUACUCAUCCAGCCAAAUGGAAUGUGUGGAGCUCAAGCGAAGCGUGAAAUAGCGCCCCCUCUGAUUCUCCUGGCCAUCAAGACAACAGAACUGAACUUUAAGAACAGACAAGCCAUUAGAAGGACUUGGGGACGGGCUGGAUGGGUGAAGGGACAGAGGAUUAACAGCAGCGAUGAAGAGCCAGCUGGAGGAUACGUCCGAAGGGUGUUCUUACUUGGCAGAGAAAGCUCAGCUGAAAUGGGCAUAGACCUGUCUGAAGUCCUGAGGAGAGAGAAUAAACUGUAUGGAGACAUUCUGCAGUGGGACUUCAGCGACACGUUUUUCAACCUCACUCUGAAGGACGUGCUCUUCUGGAGCUGGUUCUCCCAACACUGCGGUCAGGCCGUCUUCGUUUUGAAGGGAGACGACGACGUCCUUGUCAACACCCCAAAGCUGAUCACCUACCUCCACCAGCAGCUGAAUAAGUCGCAAAACAACAAUUUAGAAGAAUUUAUGGUUGGAGACGUGAUUGAAGCCGGCCACCCCAACCGAGAGCUGACGUCCAAGUACUUUAUCCCUGAGAGCUUCUACAAGGGGCUCUACCCCACGUACGCAGGCGGAGGAGGAGUGGUGUACUCCGGCCUGUUGGCCCGACGCCUACACAACGUGUCUAAAGCUGUUCACCUGUUCCCCAUUGAUGAUGUGUACGUAGGAAUGUGCAUGAGACGACUUAACAUCCACCCCCUCCACCACUCUGCCUUCCUCACGCUGAGCUUUCUGGAAGAAGAAGAGCAGUGUGCAUACCACUCCAUCCUGUUGGUCCACAAACGCAGCCCUAAACAGCUAGUUAAGUUGUGGGCCGACAUGAAGAAGACACAAAAACAAUGUGAAGACGUUCCUCUGAGGGCUGCGGAGAAAGAAGAAGAAUAAAACGUAGAGAACCUCCUGAAACCCGACCGUGACCGAGGUUUAACGGCAGCGUUUGACCUGAUCUCAGAGCUAGGUCAGUGAUGCUGCAGUAGUGCCACCUCUGUGUUGUCCGCUUUUACGAUUUCAUCACUGCGGAAAGAUGUUCAUCAGCACAGUAAUAGCAAUGCAACAACACACCCGUCUGGAGAGGAUUACAGGACCUUAGCAGACUGGGCCCUACUUUUCCUGUACAAACGCGUUUCUUGUAGACAUUUUAGUAACAGGCGUGUUUAUUAGACUGCCGCACAUUUAUCGUUGCAGCUACAGAAGACUGAGCUCAGUUGUCCUCCUCGUACUCUGAUCUUCAUUUGUCACUGGAGCAAUGAUAAACUGAGUUCCAGUUAGUGGAUGCGGGUUUUCAGGAAGAUGGAAACCCAGAAAAAUCCCCGUUAUUCAGCCACACCGACGAUCUGCUUCGUUUUGGCUCGUUGGACUCAUGUUUACAGCUGGGUCUGAGACUUCACCGAGCCACUUGUGUUAUAACUGAAAUGAAGAAACCGUUCGUGUUCAGUUGAGUCAGCUAUAACUGGGUUGUGUGGAAGUUAGUUUGUGGAAACCAUGAAACUGUUACUCCUGAGAUCUGCUCGAAGCUUGGGAGAUAUUUAAAAAAUGACUUAUUUAAAAAAAACACUCUACCCCGACCUUAGGGCCUGACGCUCUGUUCUUUUUAUUCAGCUUUUUAUUUAAUUUUGUGUUAUGUUCUUUUGGAUUUGACUCCUUUUAUUAUCCUUGUUUCUGUGCUGUUUGUCUCUGAUUUGAUUAUUUUGACAUUUGCUAAGCGGCACUUUGGUGCAGCUCUGACUUGUUACUGUAACGGUUUUACUGUUGUCAGCUGGCCUAAAUGGCAAUGUUUUAUACUAUUUAUUAAUAAAAUAACCUGACAGUAA